AAGAAAGUAAAGCAAAUGCUAGGAAAAAUGGUGUAAGAGUGACGCUUAAAUCGAGUUGGGAUCGUAUACAAUUUAUAUUUUUAGUUAUUGUACAAAAGUGCAAAGAGUAAGAUUAUUAAAAUAUAAAGUAUCAUUUUUUAAUUAUGGCUGAGUAUUUGGCUUCUAUUUUUGGUACAGAGAAAGAUAAGGUAAAUUGUUCGUUUUACUUUAAAAUUGGUGCAUGCAGGCAUGGAGAUCGAUGCUCCAGAAUUCAUAACAAACCAACUUUUAGUCAGACAUGUUUACUCCAAAAUCUUUAUGUUAAUCCCCAGAAUUCAGCGAAAAGUGCAGACGGAUCUCAUUUGGUAGCAAAUGUCUCAGACGAAGAAAUGCAGGAACAUUAUGAUAAUUUCUUUGAAGAUGUAUUUGUUGAAUGUGAGGAUAAAUAUGGUGAAAUUGAAGAAAUGAAUGUGUGUGAUAAUUUAGGAGAUCAUCUAGUUGGUAAUGUUUAUAUUAAGUUUAGGCGAGAAGAAGAUGCCGAAAAAGCAGUAAAUGACCUAAACAAUAGAUGGUUUGGUGGACGACCUGUAUAUGCUGAAUUGUCCCCGGUAACAGAUUUUCGAGAAGCCUGUUGUCGUCAGUAUGAAAUGGGAGAAUGUACGAGAUCAGGAUUCUGUAAUUUCAUGCAUUUAAAACCAAUUUCUCGAGAUUUGCGUCGCUAUCUAUAUAGUCGCAAUAAAGGUGGUGGUAAGGGUGGAAGAUCAAGGUCACGCUCUAAGUCACCUAGACGUGAUCGUAAAAGAAGAUGGCGCUCACGAGAGCGUAGAUCCAGAUCGAAAGAUCGUCGUAAGGGAAGAGAUAAUCGUUCUGGACGAUAUUGAUUUGGGAAAAACUUAUUUAAUAUUAUUUUAUUCAUUUAGUAAACUAUUUUGAAGUUUCACGUUCAUUAAGUUGGAUAUUAUGAUAGAUAAAGAAAAUCAAAGAAAUAAUGCAUAAUUUAUAUACUAUCAAACAAAAAAAUAAC
Messenger RNA from Ceratosolen solmsi marchali, 1003 nucleotides. RefSeq names its product U2 small nuclear riboprotein auxiliary factor 38 (gene U2af38). Bases 144 to 860 code for a protein of 238 amino acids. Gene Ontology annotation, molecular function: metal ion binding; RNA binding. Gene Ontology annotation, biological process: mRNA splicing, via spliceosome. The transcript has 5 exons. Lineage: Eukaryota; Metazoa; Arthropoda; Insecta; Hymenoptera; Agaonidae. The record is from RefSeq and is a predicted model, not a curated record. Gene Ontology annotation, cellular component: U2AF complex.